This is a messenger RNA of Monopterus albus (swamp eel), 3455 nucleotides long. RefSeq names its product niban apoptosis regulator 2b (gene niban2b). NCBI's taxonomy places the organism in Eukaryota, Metazoa, Chordata, Actinopteri, Synbranchiformes, Synbranchidae. Bases 198 to 2669 code for a protein of 823 amino acids. The transcript is spliced from 14 exons. The record is from RefSeq and is a predicted model, not a curated record.
UCCCUUUACCUCCUUGUCCUGUUUUCCACAGAGCGUCUCUUCUCUACACUUCAGUCACCUCAGGUUAUAUUGGAGAGAACCCGAGGGCUUCUGCUGGGCUCUACAGUUUUCUUGACGUUAUUUUUCCCCCGUAUGUUUUAAAGACUAGUUGUAGACUUGCUGUGGAGUCAGUCUGGGACUUCUGAGUUUCACCCACCAUGGGGGACGUCAUUUCCAGUCACCUGGAUGAAGCCAAGCGGGAGAUUAUCACAGCUCGGACUAAAGAGGUUAUGCGUGAGUUUGGGCGUCUGUAUGAGCAGCAAUAUGCAGUGGCUCUCUUCAACAAAGUUCGCUUUGACAUAGAAGGAGGAGGUGGCCCACAGCCCCAGCUACUACACCGCAAGAUUCCUCUGGAGAACAAGUCCAUCUUCUCUGGCUCGCUCUUUCAGUACUUAGAGGAGAACAAGAAAUGGAAGAACCGCUUCUUCUUUGUUCCAGACUCCUACAACAUUAACUUUUAUGACAAUAAAGUGUCUCAUGACAGAGGCCUCCAUCCCAAAGGAACAAUCAACUGUGCCGGCUACAAAGUGCUGACAUCCAUGGAGCAAUACCUGGAUCUCAUCAGCAACAGCCUGCCUGAUGUGAAUGCCAAAGUGGGAAGUUCGCCCUUCUUAAAGUGUGCCACCCAGUUCCCUCUGAUCCUCUGGCACCCUUACGCCCGUCACUACUACUUCUGUGUGGGGACUGAGAAAGAGCAGCAGAAGUGGCACGCUGUCCUUCAGGACUGUGUCAGACACACUAAUGAUGGUUUGUUAGAGGAAAAUAAAGUCCAAACACCAGCCUUCACUGAUGCAGUACGACUAUACCGCCAAGUUCACGGGCACUAUGGCACCUGGGAAAUGAUGUGUGGUGUACCAUCACAGAUCUUGUCCAACCUGGUGAUGGAGGGUCUCCUGUCUGAACUGAUGGAGCUCAUCUCCCCCCGCCUCAAAGGCAAACUGCAUGAGAGGCAAAGGAACUGGAUGCUGAUCAGUGAUGCCAUAUACAGCCUGGUGCAGGGGCAGUGUCAGGCCCAGUAUGAGGUGGUGUUACAGAAGUGUGAGGCAACCCGCUCCUCUCUGGAAGCCUCCAUACGCACAGACAUGGACCAGAUCAUCACCUCCAAGGAGCAUGUCACCAACAAGGUCAAAGCGGUGAUUCUCCCCAAAGCCGAGAAGCUGUUGAAGGUGAGCAUCGAGCCCUACAUCAGCUCUAUCCUAGAUGCCCUGAUGGAGCCCACCAGCCGAGGCUUCUCUGAGGUCCGGGAUGUGUUUUUCAGAGAGCUAGUGGACCUGAGCAAGAACACCCUCAAUGAAGGCACCAAGGAGGCCAUGGCACAGCACAUGGAGAAGAUCUCAAUGCUGGCCUUCCAUCCAGUCAAGAUGCAGGGCUGCUACAAGAGGGUGGAGCAGCUCAGUCUGGAAGGUCUGCAGCAGAGAUUUGAUGUCUCCAGCCCUUCAGUGUUCAUCCAGAGAGCCCAGAUCCUUAUGAGAGAGCAAAUGGAUAAUGCAGUGUAUACAUUUGAGCAGAUCCUUCAUCAGAGUCUGGAGUCUCAAGGUACUGAGGAACUCUGUAAGAUCAUUCAGCGCUGCCAGGACAUAGUCAUUAAGAAAUAUGACUAUGACAGCAGCACAGUGAGGAAGCGUUUCUUCCGUGAGGCUCUCCUCCAGAUCUUCAUCCCCUACAUGCUGAAGCAGCUCAGCCCUUCCUGUGCCUCGGAGCUUCCACGUUUCCAGGAGCUGAUCUUUGAGGACUUUUCUCGAUUCAUCCUGGUAGAGAACAUCUUUGAGGAGGUGGUGCUACACUCUGUCAUGAAGGACAUCAUGAUGGCUGUGAAGGAAGCAGCAGUCCAAAGGAGACACAACUUGUACAGGGACAGCAUUGUCCUUAGUAACAGCGACCCCAGCCUGCACCUACUGGGAGAAAACCCCAUCGACUGGGCUGGGGAGUAUGGAGCAGGAGAGCAUGCUGAAGGUGAAGGCGGAGAGUCUCACAAGAAGAGGAGGAUGAAGCAGGUUGUGUCCAUGAUCCAGGUGGAAGGCACCUCUGUCCUGCCCAACGAGUCAUGCAUGGAGGUGCCUAGUGUGGACAAGAUCCCGGAGAGGGACGAGGAGCAGGAGAAGGAUCGAGAUGGGGAAGAGAACAAAGAUGAUAAAGCUUCUCCUGAGCAGACUGGAUGUGCAGGUCCCAAAACUACAGAGAACCCCACAGAGUUGUCAAAUGGCUCUGUCUUAAAGGAAGAGGAAGCCAAACCAGAGGAGCAGGUCCCACUGAAGGAUGAAUCAGCUGCAAAAGGUGCUUCAGUCUUAGAACCAAAUAGAGGUGAAGACAGCCAGCCAAUGAUAGAGGAGCAAGCACCCUCCAAUCAGGAGGCUUCAGAGGAGGCAUUGCCACCACUGCCACAUCCUCCCAAGGAAAGCCCAUCUGGCUCUACAGAAACACAGAGCCCUCCGGAGGUGACAUCUGAUUCACCUCCAGCUCCACAUGACGACAGCGGUUUCCUGUCCCCUACAAGUGAAGGGGCCGAGGUGGCCCCUAGCAGAGCGGCCUCGCUACCCGCAGAGGAGCACGAGGAGGUGAAGGAGACGAGUGUUGCUGUUGCACCAGAAGCAGAGACCAAAAUCAGUGACUCUGAGCCCAGAGAUCAGUGAUGAAAUGAUUUCCAUGAUUUUGACCAAAACUCAAUCCUGCCAUUUUGUUUGGUUUUAUUUUGUUAUUUCAAAUUUAAUCACAGUCUUCAGUUUCCACAGGUUUCAGGCAUGUAAUCACUCGGCACGUUAUUUUCACUGAGCAGGGCUCUGGUGUUGUUCUGAACAAGUUUCAUACCUUUUGGAUCUUACAGGAAAUCUUCAGCUAACUCUGAGCUUUCAAACCACACAGGUUCCACACCGUUUUCUCUUCACCUGGUAUAAUUGUGAGCACAGUGAAUGGCCUCGAGUCCCCUAGUGGUGUGUUAUAAACACAUGGCAAGUUGCAAGAACACCCCAGUUGAGGAGCAUUUAGUGAGACUCAGUGAGGUCAUCACAAAUCAAGUGUGACAACAUCCAGAAUGCUUGUUAGUUUUUUACUGAACCACAUGAGUUAAAGUCUUAAAGGUUUUUUCCCUUCAAUCUUGCAUUACAGUUCCUUAACUGUCUCGAUGUACACACUGACAUUUUAUGACUUGACUUGCUUUGUGUUGGUGUGAGUAAUAUUAUUUCAUGUUUACCCCUUUAAAAAGAUAUUUUGUGUAUAUUAUGUAUAAAUUCUUCUAUGGACCAGCGAAUCACCGCAGUGUAAUUUUUAUUUCUAUAAUUCCAUCAGUGCCUCUGCUUAUCUCCCCAGCCCAUUUUAUUUAUUUAUCACUUAUUUUUGUCCCGUUUACUUUUAGAUUUAUUUUACUAUAGUGAGAUACAAAUAUUUGUUAUUGAUAAUAAAUCAUUAUUGAUGAAAUAUCA